This is a messenger RNA of Scleropages formosus (Asian bonytongue), 2138 nucleotides long. It is a transcript of the gene tmem25, whose product is annotated as transmembrane protein 25. Lineage: Eukaryota; Metazoa; Chordata; Actinopteri; Osteoglossiformes; Osteoglossidae. Gene Ontology annotation, biological process: negative regulation of excitatory postsynaptic potential. The record is from RefSeq and is a predicted model, not a curated record. The transcript is spliced from 9 exons. Bases 343 to 1464 code for a protein of 373 amino acids.
GUAAAGGGCAGAUGAUGAGGAGGGGGGAGAUCUGGUUUCUCACUUGUCACAAACUGCCAGGAGGUAUCCCAGGCCACUACAACUCCGCCUCGUCGUGAUUUACGGGCCACUGCUAAAGUUUGGGGGGUGGUGCGGUGCCGUGCCCUCCUCCCCCUUCGUGUGCGGUGACAGCAUGAGAGCCUGCGUCACUCCGUAGUCGGGCAGCUGCGGCGGGUCGAGGGUCCGGCAGCUGGCCGUUGCCUGGAUCGGACGGCAUGCAGGGGUGCGGGCCGGCGGCACCUCCUCCGCAUCUGCAGCCCGGGCACAGAUCGGUGUGACGGCGCAGAGAGCCGUACCUCCACCAUGCAGCGCGUGGGUCUGAACCGGGGGCUCAGCGCUGCUGUGCUACUGCUGCACACCUGGGCCUGGGUUCGAACAGAUGCGAUCGAUCCCAUUCCUAAGAUUGACGGGAAGCUGCACUCUGCCGUCACGCUCAAAGAGAAUGCGACACACCAGUUUAACUGCCAGUCCGAGGGCUGGACCCCCCAGAGCCCACCCCUGCUCACCUGGUACCUGAAUGGGGAGAGGCAAUCGCAGGCCCCGGACAGCGGAACGGAUCAGCUGGUGCUGCCCCCGUGGGAGCCGGUCAGGGUCCGUGACAGGGGUUCCAAGCCAAACGGCACUUUCGCACUUCAUGCGAGAAAAUGGGACAGAGAGCUGGUGUGUGCUGUUGCUGACCCCCAAAGCGGAAAGAGCUACAAUGCCACUGUGGUCCUCAACGUGCAGUAUCAGCCUGAGAUUUUGCGAGUGAACGCCCACUACAGUGAGACCUCUGACCCAGGCAUAUCCUUAGUUCUCUUUGCCUUGGUACGGUCAAACCCCCUUGCAACCAUAACCUGGCUGGACCAGGCCGGUCAUGUGGUGGCCAACACAUCUGACUUCCUCAUCCUGGACUCCCGCGGCUACCCCUGGCUCACCAAACACACGCUGCGCGUGAGCCCGAGCAAUCUCUCGGGGAACGUCUCCGUGAAGGCCAGCAACAGCUUGGGAUACGCUCAGAGCAACCUCACCCUCACAGAAUUCCUGCGGUCUCGUGUGGAGGUGCCGUUGCUGGGGAUUGUGACAGGGGGUGCUCUUGGCUUUGUGACUCUUCUCAUCCUCACUCUCCUACUGCUUUUUCUGCUCCAUAAGAACAAAGGGAAAGAUAUUGAGAAACCAGUGGAGAUCACCAUACCCAAGAGUGAAUCGCCCCAGGCUCGACUGGACAGUAGGUACCUGCCCCGUGAGAACAUGUCCCUGCCCUCGAACCUGCAACUCAAUGACCUCAAAACCCCCUGCAAAGGAGUGGCGCCAAAGCAGGGAGAGGAGGGCAACAGCGAUCAGGACCUGUGUGCAGCCUAUGCGGCCAGAGGCUUCACUCGGUACCCCAUGGUAGGCUACAUCUACAAGGUGAACAGCAUGAGCAGUGAUGAAAUCUGGCUCUGAUGCCUCGCUCUCAUCGUAUGGCAUCAGCCAGGAUCCCACAGGAGCUGUAGCCCUCCUGCCAGUACGCCUGUCAACUAAUCACUCAGCCAGCGAGGGCCGAUGGAGUUCUCGAGCGGAAGGAAGGGACGGACGUCAUCAAUGAGCACAAGUCCUUUUUUUUUUUUUAAAUUUUAUUUUUAUUUUUAUUUUUCGGAAGAAUGUCAAGGCAUCAACGUGUGCCUCAGUUUGAUGCAACACUAGGGGGUGCUAUUGGGGAACCCCUGUGGUUCUUCCCUGUAUAGACUGAGCCUAUAUCUGUCCCCACCCUCCCUAUUAGCAGCUGAGAGUGUAUGGUUCAUUUCUGAUUUCAGUUUCAAGGGUCAACGGAAACAUCUCCGGUUUUAGUCUGGCUCCAGCGAAUAUGGCGAACAUUCAGCGAAAAGACAAAUUACUAAAAGUGACCGAGUUGUUUUUCUUUUGGGACAGCAUAUAUGUACUCCGGUCUUGGUACAACACCACUCUCAGUGACAAACCCCAAAGUUCCUGCUUAAACGUGGAAUGUUACAUGUGAACACAUUCUUUGUAUAACCGUGGGAAUGACCUUGUAUGACAACCAUGUAUGUCUAUAGAUAAAUAUGUACUGUGAAUGCAUAAAUACAUAUCCAGGAUGAUAAUGCAGAUAAUCCAAUAAAUAU